This is a messenger RNA of Protopterus annectens (West African lungfish), 1324 nucleotides long. It is a transcript of the gene LYRM9, whose product is annotated as LYR motif containing 9. Lineage: Eukaryota; Metazoa; Chordata; Ceratodontiformes; Protopteridae. The record is from RefSeq and is a predicted model, not a curated record. The transcript has 4 exons. Bases 586 to 858 code for a protein of 90 amino acids.
CUGCUCACGUAGAUUUACGUGUCUGCGCACGAUACAAAGAAAAACAAAAAUAAUCGUACCUGCUCCUUACUGCCUCAUAAAGAAUCUCUUCUUACUAGUGCUAGCAGGGCUGUUUUUUUUGCAAUUAAACGGUCAUUAUACCGAGCGCACACCAGAAAGCAUACGGAUUUGUAUUCAAUUGUUCCCUUAUGUGUUAAAGUCCAUAGUUAUAAGUGUUUGCUGUCGCUGUACGCAGUGGGGCAUUGUGGGAUUAGAAAGUACGCAGUACUACAUGCCAACUGUUGGGGUAUGGUAUCAUUUAGAAAGAAAAGCACUUAAAAGUUUUUCUGAAGAUUUCACUUAAAAAAUAAAUAGGAAGAUAGACGAAGCUGUAGACCAUGUCUGUUGGGUGUCCAACAGCCAAUAAACGUCUCAACUGUACUACAUUUCCAGGCCAGAGUCAUGAAGUGUACUUCAGUUGUGAUAGGGUUGCUACCCGUCUUACAAGGCCUGAUCAAGUCUUUUAGAGGACAUAGGGAGCACAUGAGUCUGCAGUUGACCUUCCCAAGCACUAAAUGCUUGUUAUCGUUUUGCUCAUAAGAGCAAAUGAAAAGGCAAUUUAAGACUGGGAAGCUUGCGAACAUGACACCUUUAACAGGUGCCAAAUUAGUCAAGACACCUGUGCAGUUGUAUCGUUAUCUCCUUCGCUGCUGUAGACUACUGCCUACAAAAGCUACGCAACAGCAUUACAAACACACAGUAAGACAAAGUUUCAGAGUUCAUUCAGAUGAAGACGAUCCUGAACGCAUCCAUCAAAUAAUCCAAAGGGCCAUAGAGGAUGCAGACUGGGUAUUGAACAAAUAUAAAGGAAAGCAGUGAGCUGCUGAGAAAAGGAAAUAUACAUUUGUCAUGGAAUAUUCUUUAGCUAAUGAAGUCUCAGGACUUGUUGCAGUGCUUUGUUUAUCCAGUAGAAUAUAAAAUCAGAACUUACUAACAACUCAUGGAACACUACUGCUACAUCGAAUCUUCUCAUAUGUUGCUAGUAACUUUGAUAAAUCAUUGUCUCCAUGGUGACUUUCACGUCUGUGAGAGUAAAAGCUCAUUUUGAAAGAAGGAAAUGAGCAGAGUAUGCUUUAUGUAAGCUCGGACAUGUACCAUUUUUCAGAAUUUGCAAAGAAAUGAAGAUAUGAAACAUUUUUGGUUCUGCAAGUGUAUUUCCAUGUUAUCUAUUUACUUAUAUUGCCUCUGUGAAGAAAUGACAACAUUAUUUCAGUAAAUGUCAAAUGUGCCUGUGAGUUAUUGUAUGGAGUAACUAAAUUAAAUGCAGUUUAAUUUAAGUGCAAAA